AUGAAAAAUGCAAAUGUUAAUCCAGAAUUAAAUGAAAAAAGUGAAGAAGUAGUAACAGAAAGACAAAGUAAUAAAAAUUAUAAAAUGAAUGACAUCUAUCACAUAAAUAUAGAAAAGGAAAUGAAUAAUAUAACCAUAUCAAAAAAAGCAUCAUUAAAUGAUCCAAACAAUUUAACAAAAUGGAAAUUAUUCAGAAUAUUAAUAAUUAAAUUAAUAUUUUCCUUAUUAUAUCUAUUAAUUUCAUUAAUUAUACAAGGUUUCUUUAUGAUUUAUAGUGAUUCAUAUUAUAAAAGAUACACACCACCACUAGGAGAUCGCAUACAUGAUUUAUUUGAAUAUCCACCUAAAUGGGCAUCAUAUAAUCUGUCGAAUAAUUUGAUAGCAAUUUUAACAGUUUUUGUAUUUUUUAGAUUAAUUAUUUUUAAUAGUGUAUAUUUAUCUAUAGCUAUUGCUUGCCGAUUUUUGUAUAUGCUUGGGUCUUUUUAUAUUUUAAGAGGGAUACUAAUAUACGUUACUUCUUUACCUGCUACGUUAGACACAUGCUUACCUCUCGAGAGUGGAAGUUUUCGAUUUAAUUUAUUGCAAAUAUUGAAAAUAAACAUGAACUUAGUUUAUGUGUGCUCAGAUUUAAUAAUAUCAGGUCAUUCUUUUUCUACAACCUUACUUUUAAUGUUUUCUCUUUAUUAUAUGAAUAAUGUAAUAUUAAAAAUUAUUUUAUCCUUGUUCUGUUGUUUUAUUUAUAUAUUUAUAAUAAUUGGUUUUAUACAUUAUACAUCUGACGUAUUACUUGGCUUAUUUUUUGGUGUUUUCAUUUUUUCCUUUUAUCAUAUAAUGCUUGAUCUAUCUUCACAAUAUUAUAUAUUUUGCACGUUAUUUGAAGUUAAAAUUAUUUCAAAUAAAAAAAAUGUUCAGGCAAAACCAUUUUUUUUAAGGUUUUUUUUAGCUAGAAUAUUUUUGAAAAUUAUUCCCUUCUUAGAAGGAUUAAAUUACACAUUGAAUUAUGCAUUAAAUAAAAACAAUGAUUUUUCAACUUUUUGUAAUUGUGAAAAUUACGAUAAAGAAAGAAAUUUAAUUUCAUUUUGCAAAUCAUCCAAAGAAAACAAAAUUUCUAUCUACUGUUCAGAUCAUUUAUUUCACAGUUAUGCUGGAGAUGGUACUAUUAGUUUUUUAUCUUUAAAAUUUGUUAAAAUGUUAAAAGUAAAAUAA
Molecule: messenger RNA, 1206 nt
Organism: Plasmodium gallinaceum
Lineage: Eukaryota; Apicomplexa; Aconoidasida; Haemosporida; Plasmodiidae
Product: sphingomyelin synthase 2, putative
Exons: 1
Coding region: 1-1206 (401 amino acids)
Biological process (GO): ceramide biosynthetic process
Cellular component (GO): endoplasmic reticulum membrane; Golgi membrane
Molecular function (GO): ceramide cholinephosphotransferase activity; sphingomyelin synthase activity
Source: RefSeq, a predicted model, not a curated record